GAGCGCUCACCCGGCACGGCUCCCUCGGCACAGCUCCGGACAGGGGACCGGCCGCUCUACCCAGGAUAAAAGGCGCGGUGCCCCCGCGGCGGGGCGGUCCGGCCCGUCGGCGCCUGGCGCUCSGUUGCCUGGCGCUGUUGUCAAGCGCCGGGCAUGGCGGCCACCGGCGUUGCGGCCAGGGCGGGGGAUGCUGCGAUCGGGGCGGGGGAUGAGGUGUCCGGAGCGGGCCUGGUAGUCAACUGCUCAGGUCAAGGAUUGCAAAAACUGACUCCAACCUUGCCCUUUGAUGCUGAAACUCAGACUCUGAUUCUGGACAAAAACCAGAUAAUUAAGUUGGAACACUUGGAGAAAUGCAAGAAUCUCAUGCAGCUCUCUGUAGCCAACAAUCGUUUGGUGCGAAUGAUGGGUGUAGCAAAACUGACCCAGCUUCGAGUGCUCAACUUGCCUCAUAAUAGUAUUGGGUAUGUGGAAGGGCUGAAGGAUUUGGUACACCUGGAAUGGCUGAAUUUAGCAGGAAAUAACCUUAAGGUCAUUGAACAAAUCAAUUCCUGUCUGUCUCUUCAGCACCUUGAUUUGUCAGACAAUAACAUAGCUCAGUUAGGCGAUCUCUCCAAGCUUACCUCGCUGAAGACUCUGUUGCUACAUGGAAAUAUUAUAACUUCACUUCGCACUGCUCCUGUUUGCCUACCUCAGAGUUUGACUAUUUUUUCUUUGUCAGAAAAUGAAAUCAGAGACUUAAAUGAGGUUUCUUUCCUGGCCUCUCUUCGCCAAUUGGAGCAGCUGUCCAUUAUGAACAAUCCUUGUGUGAUGGCCACACCCUCUGUCCCUGGCUUUGACUACAGGCCUUAUGUUGUCAGCUGGUGUCUGAACCUUAAAGUUCUCGAUGGAUAUUUAAUUUCUCAGAAGGAAAGUUUGAAAGCAGAAUGGCUCUAUAGUCAAGGGAAAGGAAGAUCAUAUCGACCUGGGCAGCAUGUUCAGCUAGUUCAGUACUUGGCUACUGUUUGUCCUCUCAUAUCUGCAUAUGGACUCCAGACUGAAGAGGAUGCCAAACUGGAAAAAAUACUAAGUAAGCAAAGACUCCAUCAGAGGCAGUUGAUGCAUGAAAACCAAAAUGAGGAACCACCUACACYUUCUGCUCCCAGUAAAACAGUGCCAGUUGCUCAUGAACACAGUGGUCUGGCCCAGCCAUCACAGAUGGUUCUUGAAAAGGAACCUGUCAUCAAGAGGAAUUCUUGGGUUGGACAAAAUGGUGAUCAUUCCUAUGCAGUAAAGAACACUUGUCUUGUUCAAAGAAGCUCUCCCAAGGAGCUAUACCUUGAAGAUGUUCAGACAGAUGAAGACAAACUAAACAGCAGCCUUUUAUCCUCAGAGUCAACUUUCAUGCCAGUUGCUUCAGGAUUGUCUCCAGUGUCUCCUGCUUCAGACCUGAAGCUACAURGAAUCAGUUUGGGCUUAGAAGAUGAUGAUGAUAAAGUGAUUGAAUGUGUGAGAGAUGUUAAUAGUAGGGAAAAAACUAACAAGCAAGAAGCUUUGGCUGKUACAGGGGAGCACUUGAACAGUGCAGCAGGAAGUGUGGAAACGCAAGAGAAUAUCAAAGAGAUCCCGCAGUUGGGAUCAGUGACAGCUGGCCUGGCUGCUAAGACUGGCAGCUCUCUGGGGACCUCUGAAGGCCAMGUUCUGCACAAUCACUCCAGCGCCUCAUUAAGUGCUGAAUCAGGAGUAAAAGCUCUUUGUCCUGACCAGAUGACAGGAGAAAGUUCUGGUUCAUUGGCUGUGCAAUGUGCAGCACCAUCUGAUCAAGGUGCAGCUGUGGUGCAAAGGAUGACUGAAGCAGCUACCAAGCUUCAAGCUUCUUGGAGAGGAUUUUACACGAGGAACUACCAUCCUCAAGCCAAGGAAGUGCGGAAUGAAAUUCGAUUGAAGAGAAUGCAGGAGCACAUCAUUUGCUUAACUGCUGAAAUAGAAAAACUAAGAAAAGAAAGAGAGGAAGAGAAAAUGCAGAGRCUUGUACAGGAGGAAGCUGUCAAAUUUCUUUGGAACCAGGUUAAAUCCCUUCAACAAUGGCAGCUUUCAGUGACACAAAGUUUAGGUGGUGCUGGGAUGAUCCCUUCAGCCAGUGCUUUUUGUUCAUCCAAACCACCUAAUCAGUCAUCCACAGUGGAACAAGAAACCCCACCAGAUAYUAGUUCUGCUUUGUUAGUUGCAGCUAGUGAGGAUGAUCUUCAGGAAAAGUCUUUGUUGCAGUUCCCAGAUUCUGGUUUUCAUUCUUCUGCAGCUGAUCAGACUCAUGCCAAUGACCUGUGUAACUCUGAAAAAAGUUUAGCUGAAGGAACAGAGAGCUCCCUUUCAAUGGAAACCAUCAAAGAGUGUGGCAAUUGUGUUUCAGCMUGUUCUUCAGAUGUAGAGGAUGGCCCUGGGGAGUGUGAGCAAAGUAAAGAGAGCUCUAGUAAUGAACAGGACAGCGGACUGAUACAACAGUAUUUGAAAUCUGUUCAGCAGCUGGARGAGGCUGAUGAWGACACAGAUUGCAAUGAGGAAAUGGAGGGCAGCUGUCUACAAAUCGCUGUGUCACCAAAAAGCCAAGAUUCUUCUUCUGACUCUGUCUCUGUAGAGCUCCCUCAAGAUACAUCUUCCCCUGUUCGAGGUGAAAUCUGUCAGAUACCACCAGAAAGCUACACAUUGAAUUCAAGAAUGGUGGAAGGGAAGCAAACAGACUGUGAUUCUUCAUUUCAGAUGCGGCAUGUUGGGGUAGCUGUAUAAUAGGUUCAGUUCCACAAAGGAUUAGGGAUUCCAUUUUACUUUCCUUUCUCUCUUUUUCCUAUUUAUACCAAUCUUAUUUUUCAUGUGUGCUGUUUCAGAUUUUGACUCAUGUUAAAAAUUUAUGUUGUAAUUAGUAUUUUAUURAUGUUGCUGAGAAUUGACACUAACUAUGCUAACCUGAAAUCAGCAAAGUUCUCAGUGACAACCAUUAUGCACUUUAUUUUCAAACAUAAAACUCUUACCCUAACAAUUGGCCUCCAUUAAAUUAAUGCUGAAGAUUGGGGGGGRUGGAUGGCGGUGGUGGUAAUGUUUGCUGUAAAUUCACUUUGCUGAAUGUGUUAGUAACUGUUUGCU
This is a messenger RNA of Malurus melanocephalus (red-backed fairy wren), 3114 nucleotides long. It is a transcript of the gene CEP97, whose product is annotated as centrosomal protein 97. The transcript has 11 exons. NCBI's taxonomy places the organism in Eukaryota, Metazoa, Chordata, Aves, Passeriformes, Maluridae. Bases 154 to 2760 code for a protein of 868 amino acids. The record is from RefSeq and is a predicted model, not a curated record. Gene Ontology annotation, molecular function: protein binding.